Limanda limanda (common dab) is the source of this 2410-nucleotide messenger RNA. RefSeq names its product KIAA0319 ortholog. Gene Ontology annotation, cellular component: cytoplasmic vesicle; plasma membrane. NCBI's taxonomy places the organism in Eukaryota, Metazoa, Chordata, Actinopteri, Pleuronectiformes, Pleuronectidae. The transcript has 15 exons. The record is from RefSeq and is a predicted model, not a curated record. Bases 80 to 2410 code for a protein of 776 amino acids.
CGCAGCCCGGGCUGAGAGCCGCAGGACGCACCGAGCAGAACCGGAAGCGACCAGCAGUUUCCAGACGCUCGGACUGAACAUGACGGAGAAAACGUUGCUGCUGCUGCUGCUUCACUCGGUCGACGCUGUCAUGGCGUCUCAGUGCUGGCAGGGGGCGACCUUCUCUCAGGCGGUGGUGUCCCCGGCAGCGGACAGCAGCGGCGUCCUGCGGGUCCCCGGCGUGCUGACGCUGCCGCAGUGCGUGGCGGCGUGCUGCGACCUGCCGGGUUACGAUCUGGCCUGGCUGUUCCAGGGACGCUGCUAUAUCCUGAUCUGCCAGCAGAGGGAGAACUGCCAGCCGCGAGAGAGACCAGGGGCCGACUCGUCCUUGGCCUUCCUGCGGAGGGCGCCACCUGAGACGCUAGUGCUUCAGUCGCUGGUCAGAGGGGAGCCGUCCAGCGGCCGCUGGGGGUCCCGGCCCUCUGAGGCCCCCGGGGACCUGGAGGUCCUGAAGGACCUGAAGGACCUGGCUCUCUUUGACCUGGGGGGUUCCGAGGGAAGCCCGGAGGAGACGGCAGGCGGAGAAACGUCGACUCAUCAUUCGUCUCUGAAGGGAAGAGACGGAUUCAACCAAUCAGAAGCAGACGUCGGUCCAGAGAGGACUGACAGCACAGACAUGCCCCCCCCCACCGGGACGGCUCAGAUCCCAGCCUCGUCGGGGGGGAACUUCAGCCGAGGAGACGAGGACGGAACCCGGAGGCCGACGGAUCCGGCAGAGGAAACCACCAAAACACAAGGUGGCACUGUUUCCUCAUCAACCACUGACUCCACCCAUCAAGACCAUUCAAGGACCUCAGCUCCACCCCCGACCGCAGCUGAUUGGCCGAGCAGCACGACCACACAGACGGAUGUCGUGAUGACGUCAGCAGCAGCUGCAGCUCCGCCCACCAUGCCCCACCCCCCGACCGCCACCUCACCUCUCAGCACCAGCCCCGCCCCCCCCACCACGACCCCCCUCUCUGCUGAGUCUGAGUCGGAGGUCGUCGGGUCAAACCGCGCCCCGGUGGCGGUCGUAGGUCCUGACAGGAAGUUGUUCCUCCCGCUUGGCAGCUUGUUGCUCGAUGGCAGCGGCAGCACGGACGACCGCGGCAUCGCCAGCUACCACUGGGACGCCCUCAGCGCCCCCCCCGGGCUGAGGCUGGAGGACGCCGACCGGGCGGCCGCCACGGCAACAGGUCUCCGGGGGGGGCGCUACACCUUCCGACUGACUGUCUCCGACCAGCAGGGGGCGACAGACAGCGCCUCGGUGACCUUCAGGGUGGAGGAGGCCGCUCGUCUUCCUCCCGUCGCUCACGCCAGCGGCAGCCACACGUUGACUCUGCCCAACAACUCGCUCGUCCUGCGAGGAUCCGUCACCGACGGAGACCAGACCCGGGUCCAGUUCCUCUGGGUCAGGGACCGCCAGAGUCCUGCUGCCGGGGACGUCCUGUACGGCUCGGAGACGCAGGCCGCUCUGUGCCUCGCCAACCUGGUGGAAGGAACCUACCUGUUCCAGCUGCGGGUGGCCGACGCCCAGGGGCGCUCCAGCACGGCCACGGCCACGGUGGAGGUCCGACCAGACCCGGGCGGGGGGGAGGAGGUGGAGCUGGAGAUGCUGGUGUCAGUGUCUCAGGUGAGUUUGUCUCAGAGAGACACGGUCGUCCGGCAGCUCGCCGCUCUGCUGCACGUCCUCGACGGAGACAUCCAGGUCCGAGCGCUGCAGGGACACUCCCACCUCAGCUCGGUGCUCCGGCUCUCGGUGGGCGGGCCCUCGGGGGGCGGGCCCUCGGGGGGGCAGCCCUCGGUGGGGGGGCCCUCGGGGGGGCGUCUCUCUGGCUCCAGGAUCGUGAGUCUGCUCAGGAACCAGCUGCUCAGAGACAAGAGCGACUACCUGCUGUUCCGAGUCCUGAGAGUCGACACCGUGUUGUGUCUCCUCCCCUGUUCGGGGCGUGGCCAGUGCGACCCGGUCACCAAGGACUGCUCAUGUGACCCGUUCUGGACGGAGAACGUGAUCCGCCGUUACCUUGGUGACGGAGAAAGCAACUGUGAGUGGCGGGUGCUGUACGUGGUCCUGACCAGUUUCCUGCUCAUGGGCGUCAUCCUGUCCGUCAGCUGGACCUUCGUCUGCUGCUGCAAGAGGAGGAGCCGGACCCGAGUGAGGAGGAAAACCAGGUACACCAUCCUGGACAACAUGGACGAGCAGGAGAGGAUGGAGCUCAGACCCAAGUUCAGCAUCAAGCACCGGAGCACCGAGCACAACUCCAGCCUGAUGAUGUCCGAGUCGGAGCUGGACAGCGACCAGGACACCAUCUUCAGCCGGGCCCGCCCCCCCGGCCCCAGCAGGAAGCAGCUCGCCGCUCAGGCCAAUCGCAACGGAAACGCCUUCGGAUGA